Messenger RNA from Glarea lozoyensis ATCC 20868, 399 nucleotides. RefSeq lists its product as uncharacterized. Bases 1 to 399 code for a protein of 132 amino acids. The transcript has a single exon. NCBI's taxonomy places the organism in Eukaryota, Fungi, Ascomycota, Leotiomycetes, Helotiales, Helotiaceae. The record is from RefSeq and is a predicted model, not a curated record.
AUGUUGAACAUGUUCAAUGAGUCGGGGAAAUCUUCUACGCCAGGAAGGACGGCCGCCUGGGGCGUACAUUGGCUUUCACCGUUCACUUUGAUAGGGUCUACAGUCACUGGAAUACUCCUGGCGGGAAGCCAUUACGCUUACUAUAGCUUUCUCAACAACCAGCUAGCAGGUUCAGAAAUGCGGCAACAAUGGUCCCUUGGAAUUGGUACUGGAAUUUCUGUACUCGCAAAAGCAUCUUUCUGUACUGCUCUUGUGGUAGCAAUGACACAACGUUUAUGGACAGUCCUUCGGAAAAGAUCACUCAGUCUCAAGGCUGUGGACAAUGCUUUCGCCCUAAACACUAGUAUAUUAGCCUUCCUAGAUCUUGAGGUUUUGGCCCGAGCAAAAUUACUCUCUUAA